This is a messenger RNA of Labeo rohita (rohu), 2276 nucleotides long. It is a transcript of the gene traf5, whose product is annotated as Tnf receptor-associated factor 5. The coding region runs from base 149 to 1792 and encodes 547 amino acids. The transcript has 11 exons. NCBI's taxonomy places the organism in Eukaryota, Metazoa, Chordata, Actinopteri, Cypriniformes, Cyprinidae. Gene Ontology annotation, molecular function: thioesterase binding; zinc ion binding. Gene Ontology annotation, cellular component: plasma membrane signaling receptor complex. The record is from RefSeq and is a predicted model, not a curated record. Gene Ontology annotation, biological process: protein K63-linked ubiquitination; regulation of apoptotic process; tumor necrosis factor-mediated signaling pathway.
GCCCGAAAUAAGAGUGACGUACUAAGUGCAUCGGCACUGCGCGCUGAGCAGCGUAGCUGUCAAAUAAUACUUUUCAGGAUUACAUCCACUGAGCGCUUGACAACAUUAGUCAAAAUGAGCUAUUAAAGCCAUCAACCCUCAGGUUUUCAUGGCCGCAGAGGAGAACGAGUGUCCCGGGUUGUCCCGUCAGAACUCUGAGACCAUGAGGUCAUGGGAGCUGGAAUCCAUUCUGACCAAUCGCACGCUGCGCUUUGUGUUGCGGUUAGAGCAACAGUUCAUCUGCCCGUCCUGUUGCGGGAUCGUCCUGAACCCUCACCAGACGGGUUGCGGGCACAUCUUCUGUGCUCAGUGUGUGAGGGCUUACGUUGAAAAUGGAGGAAGUUCAAAAUGUCCUAUAGACAGCAUUCCUAUAAAACCAGAGGAGGUUUUUCAAGACAACUGCUGUAAACGCGAACUGCUAAACUUAGAGGUCUACUGCACCAACGCCCCAGACUGCACACAGAGGGUUACCUUAUGUAACCUUCAGGAUCAUCUAAAAGCUUGUCAGUACGAGCGAAUUAGAUGUUCAAAUAUAGGGUGCAAUGAAACUGUGACACGCAAAAACCUAAUGGACCAUCAGAGGAACGUCUGCUCCUUCCGUCUGGAGUCCUGCCACCAUUGCAAACAUUCAUUCCCCGUAUCUCAACUGCUGGUCCAUCAGAAGACUUCAUGCCCUGAAUUUGAAAUCCCAUGUCCCAACAAAUGUCUUCAGAUGAUCAAAAGACUGAAGCUGCAAGCUCAUGCUGAUGAGUGCCUUGAAGUGGAGACUGACUGCAUUUAUAAAAACUAUGGCUGCACGUUCAAAGGUAAAAGAGGGAAAGUGAAAGUUCAUGAAAACACAGAGUUCAGUUCCCAUGUUCGGCUGGUUCUGGAAAGCAACACCAAACUUGAGAAACAGGUGGAACAGCUGCAGCAGGAUAUGUUAGUCCAGCAGGGGGCGCUGAAGGACAAAAGUCUUGUGGUCAGCAAUUUGGACCGGGAUAUCACCCUGUGUGACAGCACACUUACUACCUUACAGAGAUCUGUGGAGGAGCAGAGAGUGCGGAUCUGCAGUGUUCAGCGUGAACUGAGGGAUCUGCGGGGCGUUCUGGGGUCUGAAUUGAGCGAAGAGCUCCCGAGCCUUCGGGCAUCACUGGACUCCCUCAGACAGCAGGUGGCCGUCACAGAAAGCCUCAGGGAACACCUGGGUGCAUUAGAGCAGACGUGUCAACGUCAUACUCGUUUGUUAGACAUCCACGUGGAGCAGCUGCAGUGUAAUGAGCAACGUUUCCGCCAGCUGGAAUCCACUUCCUACGACGGGAAGCUCAUCUGGAAAGUGCGUGACUACUGGCACCGGAAAGAGGCCGGCACCCCCCUCAACUCGACCCCCUUCUACACCAGUCGUAGCGGCUACAAGCUCAGCGUGCGGGCCUACCUCGGCGGGGACAACUCAGGGAGAGGCACUCACUUGUCGCUCUACAUCACAAUAAUGCGCGGAGACUUCGACUCACUGUUACCGUGGCCGUUCAGACAGAACAUAACGUUAACAUUACUGGAUCAAAGCGGCUCUAGGAACCACCAGAGCAAUACUUUCACCCCCGAUACCAGCAGUGACAGCUUUCGUCGGCCAACGUCUGAUGCUAAUGUGGCCACAGGUUUCCCAAGAUUUAUAUCCCACGGCGAUCUGGAGGCCCCACGGAAUGCCGUUUAUGUGAGAGACGACACACUUUUCAUCAAAGUAAAGGUGGACACAACUGGAUUAGAGGACUUGUAGCAUGAAUUUUGACUGUAAGAAAAAUGAAUUGUCCCAGAAGUCACUGUAGUGUCAUAAUAUCCAGCUGAAGACAUUUGUUGUAGUAACACUGGUUAUGUUUACAUGCACAGAUUUUCAUUAGUCUGAAUCAUUUGAAAACAAAUGAAGGUGUUGAAUGUAUUGCUCAUAUGUGCCAUAUUUAUGAAAAUAUCAGUCUGGAUGUGCAUAAAUGAAAUUAUGCACAUGAGAAAAGUGUCAGGUAUUACCAAAACGCCCGAAACAGUCAUUUUUUGCAAUUGUGAUGACUACUGCUUAUUUCAAGCUAAGAUCUGUGUCUGCCUAAUGAUCGUUGUCUUAUUAGAGUGAGUGGGGCAGAUCGUAGCGCACUUGUCCUGCAACAUGUUGAACCAUACAGACCUGGGUUCAAUUCUGGCCCUGUUUUUAAUGUUUUCUAGUCUAUCCCCAUCUCUCUUUGCACUGCUUUUCAGUCAAUAAAGAAAAUCAU